AUGGGAACAAAGUUUAGAGCAUCAGUUAUCACUCUUUUUCUUUCAUCCCUCCUUCUUCAUCAGCUGGUGUUUUCGGAAUCCAACGAUGGAUUAGUGAGAGUUGGACUGAAAAAGUUUAAGUUAGAUGAAAACAACAGGAUCGCUGCUCCUCGACUUACCCCGCAACUACCGGAUUCUCAAAAGGAUGGCGUCACUGUAAGGCUAAAGAAUUACGAUAACAUGCAGUACUACGGUGAGAUUUCAAUCGGUACACCACCACAGAACUUCACCGUGCAUUUUGAUACAGGAAGCUCUAAAAUGUGGAUACCUUCAUCAAGGUGCUGCUUAUCUCGUUGGUGUUUCUUUGCCCGUCGUUCAAAAACAUCUAAAAGGAACAAAUACAAUUCCUGUCGUUCAAGAACGUAUAAAAAGAACGGAACAUCUGCUGAGAUACACUAUGAUUCAGGUUCAAUAUCUGGCAAUGUUAGCCAAGACAAUGUUAUAGUUGGUGGUUUAACAAUCAAGAAUCAGGGCUUUAUUGAAGCAACAAUACCGCCUGAUUCUGCGUUUCAGUCUAGUAAGUUUGAUGGCGUUCUUGGCCUUGGAUUUAAGGAGCUAAAUGAUUUAGGUGUUGUUCCAGUAUGGUACAACAUGAUGAAUCAGGGUCUGAUUCGGAAUCAAGUAUUCUCAUUUCGGCUUGAUAGAAACAAAAAAGAAGAGGAAGGAGGUGAACUUGUGUUUGGUGGGAUUGAUCCAAAGCAUCACAAGGGGGACCAUACUUAUGUCCCUGUGACCGGAAAGGGUCAUUGGCAGUUUGCUACGAGUAAUGUUUUAAUCAAUGGUCAAUCAAUAGGUGAGCUCUUUCAUCAAUCUUACAUAAAAGAUGAGCAUGAAAAAGAAAGAAAAAGAGAGAACAUGUCAUUUAUUGAUUAUAGAGUACAUUUUGAAGGUGUGUGCAGAUUUGAUUGUUCUACAGUUGUGGAUUCUGGAACUUCUUUGUUGUCAGGUCCAAUGACUGCAAUUACCAUGAUAAACCAUGAACUUGGAGUCAACGAAACAGGAUUAGUAAGUCAUGAAUGUAAGUCAAUUGUUGAAGAGUAUGGACAAACCAUUCUGAAAAUGCUCCCAGGAGAGGCUAACAAAAUUUGUUCCCUAAUUGGAUUAUGCCCAGUUAAUGGAACUAAGAGUAUCGAGGAAAGUGAUGAUAGAAGAACAAUAGAUGUUUACUCUAUGGGUAUGUGCAGAACUUGUGAAAUGGUAGUUGUAUGGAUGGAGAGUCGGCUAAUGAAGAAACAAACAGAAAAUAAUAUUUUAAACUAUGUUAAUAAGCUCUGUAAUUCACUGUCAAGACCAUUUGAAUCAUAUUUUGUGGAUUGUUCGCAAGUUUCCUCAAUGCCUAUAAUUUCGUUUUUAAUUGGCGAUAGAAAUUUUACUCUCUCAUCUAAGGAGGAUCUUGGGGGACAUGUUCAUGGGUCGUUAUCACACCGUAUUUGA
Molecule: messenger RNA, 1473 nt
Organism: Impatiens glandulifera
Lineage: Eukaryota; Viridiplantae; Streptophyta; Magnoliopsida; Ericales; Balsaminaceae
Product: aspartic proteinase A1-like
Exons: 11
Coding region: 1-1473 (490 amino acids)
Biological process (GO): lipid metabolic process; proteolysis
Molecular function (GO): aspartic-type endopeptidase activity
Source: RefSeq, a predicted model, not a curated record